AUGGGGGGGUGUGGGGGGGGUUGUAAUGGGGGGUGGGGGGGGUGGGGGGGUUGUGGGGUGGUGGUUGGGUGUGGUAGGGGUAUGGUGUAUUAUGGUGGGGGUAUGGGGGAGGAGGGGGGAGUGGUGUGGGGGAUGGGGGUGGGUUUGUGGGUGGAAGGUAAGGGGGGGUGGGAAUUGGGGGGGGUUGAAGAGGUUGUAGGAGGGGGUAUGAGGGUAUUAGGGGGGGGGGGUGGUGGGGGUGGUGUGUGUGGUGUGGGGGGGGGAGGUUUUUUGAGGGUUGGGGGAGGGUAUGGUGAAGUAUGUGGAGAAUUGGGGGGUUGGGGGGGUUGA
Messenger RNA from Knipowitschia caucasica, 330 nucleotides. The record is from the annotation of a GenBank genome assembly. NCBI's taxonomy places the organism in Eukaryota, Metazoa, Chordata, Actinopteri, Gobiiformes, Gobiidae.